CCUACAGAGGCUCCUCUGCUGCGUGCGCGCGCGCGUGCGUGCGUUACGUGCACAGGCGUCUUCUCGUGACGCCAUCGCGCAGCAUUCGUCUGGACGUCACUGGUUACCGAAGCAACCAGAAACAAACGGAAAAGGCGAAAUGGCUGAGGUCGAAGACACUUUGAAGAGGAUUCAGGGCAUUAAUGGUGUUAUUGGCACAAUCGUCGUUAACGCCGAAGGCAUUCCCAUCAAAAGCACUCUAGACAACUCAACAACUGUGCAGUACACAGGACUGUUGCAUCAGCUGACUAUGAAAGCCCGGAGUACAGUCAGAGACAUCGACCCCCAGAACGACCUGAUGUUUCUGCGCAUCAGGUCCAAGAAACACGAGAUCAUGGUGUCGACAGAUAAAGAAUACCUGUUGAUCGUCAUCCAGAACCCAGCUGAAUAAUGUCACGAUGCUUUGUUUCACACAGACACAUGAACCAAAUGCUAUUCUUUAAAACAUGUAUAUUUAUCCGUAUAUGAAAUCAAACUUUUUUUUGAAAUGCAUCAAAAAGUUUGAUCAUUCAGUGUGACUGACUGCAUGUAAAGUCAUCAAUAAAUGAGUGAAUUGUU
This is a messenger RNA of Cyprinus carpio (common carp), 597 nucleotides long. RefSeq names its product dynein light chain roadblock-type 2 (gene dynlrb2). Gene Ontology annotation, biological process: microtubule-based movement. Gene Ontology annotation, cellular component: cytoplasmic dynein complex; cytoplasm; centrosome. Lineage: Eukaryota; Metazoa; Chordata; Actinopteri; Cypriniformes; Cyprinidae. The transcript is spliced from 5 exons. The coding region runs from base 140 to 430 and encodes 96 amino acids. The record is from RefSeq and is a predicted model, not a curated record. Gene Ontology annotation, molecular function: dynein intermediate chain binding.